CUCCUCUACCCCCUCUACUGAUGCACAAUUGCAAUCGAUUGCGCACUACUUCACAUCAAGAACAUGGCGACCGUUCAAAAGAUUGCACAGCCACCGCGUGUAGUAAAAAGUACCAGAUCUCGAAGCGGCUGCUUGACUUGUCGUAAGCGACAUCAAAAGUGCGAUGAAACGAAACCACAUUGUAUCAAUUGCCAAUUACGAGGUGUUGAAUGCGGUGGGUACAGUAUCCGUCUAACCGACUUCACUGCUUGUAGUGGCCCAAAUGGUCAACUACAAAUGGUAUCUAGGCUUUCGAGAGACAUCCCCGGCACACAGCUUCGCCCGAAACCAAGACGCGCCAGGCAAAUGGAGGAGCUCGGCCGUAAUGAGAGAACUCGGAUUCCAAAGCUCACGUCACCUUCACCUCGUACUCCUGUUACCGAUACUGAUAUCGAUGCGGACACUGAUCAAACUGACGUGUCGCUCAUCAACCCAGCUGAUCACAUGUUCAUGGACGAUGCGAUGACCCUCCAUGCAGAUCCCAUGCAGGAACAGUACAGUGAGUUCUCACAAGAACACGCAAAUGCGACAGAGAUUGGAAAUUCCAACUUGCCAACAUUGGAGUGGCGUGGUAGUGACACGUUUACUGAUGCCGGAGGUAGCCAGGCAAGUUCCUGGGCCACUGGUGCGAUCAAUCCGGCUCAACCUGGGCUGUUUGACCAAAGGCGGACAUUAUCAGAUUUCGUCCGUUGGAAUACGCCAGAGAGACGACCUGCUGCAGCGAUGUUGCCAUAUCAGCAUGCUCAGUCGCACAUCUGUCCAUCCUCGGACAAAUCAUCGUGUUACUUCGACGAAGACGCAGGUGAUUUUGUUAGAAGCGAACGUUGCAAUCAGUCUGGCCGCCCGUCCUCUCAAGGUCGAUGUGACUCCUUCAAUAGCCAACCAAUGCACAAGACCCUCGUUUUACACAAGUCUUUGAGUUCGUUUGAGCUCUACUUGCUCAACCACUUUCUCACGCAUGUAGCCCCGCGCUUUCUGCCCACAGUUGAAUCUGAACGAAACCCCUAUGGGACAGUCUACGGAAAUCUAGCCAGAGAGUCGUUACCCCUUCGAAACGUGCUCAUUUUUGCAUCUGCUCUGCACCUGACAAAGCUAGGCCAGUUGCCCAACGAAGUCAUUAGAACCCACCGCGUCGCAAUGAGAGACUCUUUUCGCAACGCGGUUCGUUUGACGGAAGAUACCUGGGCUUUGGGGAUGACGGUUCUUCUGUCAAUAGUUCUUGACGUGAUUGGAACUGGCAUGGACUCAUGGAGCUCUAAACUUAUUGGUUGUCGUCGGUUGCUUGAGCACGGGUUCCGAAAGAUGAAAGGUCGAGUAUCCGCAGAGAUGAAUUGUGUACGUGUCCAGUACAAUUGGAUGUCCACCAUGGGUCGGGCGCUGCUCUUGGGAAUGCAAUAUCCGCACACAAUGGCUGGACUCGCGCCCAUUGACCGAGCCGAAGAUGAUGAGGACGAUGAUGCCGACCUCGCCAUACAACAGCAUCACUGGUGGGCCAACAUGCCUGAUUUCAGCAUGCAUCUCCUGUUGCGCGAAGCGACGGACCUGGCGAUAGAGAUUGAAAGGAUUAGAAGUCAGCCAGGCAACUACGACGAGUUACUACGCUUGAUGCCCAGAGCGGCAGAUCUCGUUCAAGAUAUCACGAGCUGGCAACCUGGACCCGCUUCUGUCACCCCUGACUAUGUGACAGACGAGACGCAUUUCAAUAACAUCUGGAGGCAGGGAAUGCUUUGCUUCGUAUACCACGAGAUCUACUGGUUGCGAUCGUCCGACCCACUGAUUCAGGCGUGUGUGCAUGCGUCAUUAGAUUCUUUUCAAAAACUGUCCUGGCUCCAGGCAUGUUUGUGGCCUGCCUUCAUGAUAGCCGUACAUGCAUGCACGGAAAAAGCACGGUUGUGCUACGAGACACGGCUACGGCGUAUGCACACGACUCUCAAUUUUACGGCACCUCUUUCGAUUGUACUUGUUUUGAAGAACAUCUGGGACACGUUAGACGACGAUGAUACCGGGGUGAAGCGUUGGAAAGACGUAGUUGUGGGCUUAGAACUGGAACUGAACAUUCUGCUGUGAAAUACGAAAAAUCAAAUUGGUUCAAAGCUUAUCUUGGAGAAUACGGGAACUACGUGUUUUUCCUCUCAUCUAUGCUGUAUGGCUACGCUUGGGACAAUUUCUGUA
Messenger RNA from Boeremia exigua, 2211 nucleotides. Its product is annotated as fungal-specific transcription factor domain-containing protein. Gene Ontology annotation, biological process: positive regulation of transcription by RNA polymerase II. The transcript is spliced from 5 exons. Bases 64 to 2106 code for a protein of 680 amino acids. Lineage: Eukaryota; Fungi; Ascomycota; Dothideomycetes; Pleosporales; Didymellaceae. The record is from RefSeq and is a predicted model, not a curated record. Gene Ontology annotation, cellular component: nucleus. Gene Ontology annotation, molecular function: transcription cis-regulatory region binding; DNA-binding transcription factor activity, RNA polymerase II-specific; zinc ion binding.